Ziziphus jujuba (common jujube) is the source of this 1313-nucleotide messenger RNA. RefSeq lists its product as uncharacterized. The transcript has a single exon. The record is from RefSeq and is a predicted model, not a curated record. NCBI's taxonomy places the organism in Eukaryota, Viridiplantae, Streptophyta, Magnoliopsida, Rosales, Rhamnaceae. The coding region runs from base 278 to 802 and encodes 174 amino acids.
CUCUUGCUACAGGAAUUAUCGGUAAAUUUCUUCGUAUAUUAAAUAUUCCCUUAUUAGUAACGAAGAAUAUUUUCGGAACCGGUAUUUCCCGGUCACUUCAUUUCCUUUUUUUUUCCCGUUACGCUCUUUUUUCUUCUUCACUAGUAUAUAUGCAUCGGUGACAGUCUGCGAGUCCUCAGAGAGAGAGAGAGAGAGAGAGGGGGUUCAGGUUUAGGUUCGGGUUCAAACCGCGACGCUCUGAGACUAAGUUUUUUGAGGGGGAGUUUCGGGUUCGUCUAUGGGUGUAGAAGACCAAGAAAUGGCGCACAUAGACCCGGAAUCGUACGGCGAAGGAAAAACCAACGCUCUCUUGCCCAACACACGCUGUUGCUUCUGCUUCCCUUGCUUCGGUUCUCGUCGAUCUCCUACUGUCGGAGUGGCAUGGUGGGAGCGUAUGCGAACAUCGUCGACGACGACGAACGAUGAUCAGUGGUGGCAUAAAGGUAUCAGAGCUUUCAAAAAGCUCCGGGAAUGGUCGGAGAUCGUCGCCGGGCCGAAGUGGAAGACCUUUAUUCGCCGAUUCAAUCGGAACAAAAGCGGCAGUGGGGGAGGAGGCAGGCAUGGGAAUUUCCAAUACGACCCUUUGAGUUACUCCUUGAAUUUCGAUGAGGGACCGGGGCACAACGGUAAUUUAUAUGACGACGAUGAUUACAGCGGGUUCCGGAACUUUUCGAUCCGAUACGCAUCUUCGUCGUCUUCGGUUCCGGUUCAGCCCAAGUCCGGUGGUGUGGAAUUGGCUAAAGAUGUGGCGGUGUACGCUUAGAGGGGUUAACGUGCGCGGUGCUGGCUAACGUGGGCCGCUGGUUGGCUGCCAACGGCUACAGUGCUGGACUGUCCAGUCUAUGAGCUGGAAGGUUGACUCCAUGACGUUAUGUGACGGCGCCACUUUACCUUUUUCAUAUUUAUUUUUCUAAUAUAUAUAUAUAUAUAUAUAUUUUUUUUUCGAUAAAUUUUAUCUCAGAGUUUUAUAGGUAUAUUUAUUCUUUUAAUGUUAAAAUAUAAUAAUAUAUAUAUAUUUUUGUUUGUCCUUGUUGUACAAAAAAAAGUAAAAAUGAAUGAUGAGGAUGAGGAUGAGGAUAAAUAUGAGUAUGCGUGUAGGAUUUUGAUUAGAAUGAGCGUUAAAGGGUUGGAUUGGAAAUUUUCAUUAUUGUUUGGUGCCUUUUUGUGUUAUUAUUAUUUUUUUGGUUGCGUAAUUUGGUAAUAAAAAUGUAAAUAUGUUGUACGCUGUCGUUUUCUUGGAAAUAGUCGAAGCAAAUUGGGUCACCUUUCAUUUC